CGGUAUAAAGGAAGCAGCUCAGGGGCUUCCUGCAGCUGGAGGCACCAGCUGGCCGGAUGAUGGCCCAGGGGACAGUGAUCCGUGUGGCCCCAAAGCAGCCCACCCACGCCGUGUGUGUGCUGGGGACCUCCACUCAGCUCGAUGUCCUCAGCUCUGCCCCCAAGGGCUGCACGUCCUUCAGCAUCACUGCCUCCCCCGAAGUAGCUGUGAACGUUGCUCACUGCCGUCCCACCAAGAAGAAUCCCACGGGUUCCUGCAAAUGGCCCCUGGCCCCGGAGCUAGAGGUGACCGUGAGGAUGAAGGCUGCCAGCAGCAGCUCAGGGGACCAGAAGGUUCGGAUUUCGUACUAUGGACCCGAGACCCCACCAGUUCAAGCUCUGCUCUACCUCACCGGGGUGGAAAUCUCCCUGCAUGCAGACGUCACCCGCACUGGCAAAGUGAAGCCGACCAGAGCCAGGAAAGACCAGGGGACCUGGACCUGGGGCCCUCGUGGGCAAGGCGCCAUCCUGCUGGUGAACUGUGACAAAGACAACCGCAAGUCUUCCACUAUGGACUGCGAAGAUGACAAGGUGCUUGACAGCAAAGACCUGCAGGACAUGUCCCUGAUGACCCUGAGCGUGAAGACUCCCCAGGACUUCUUCACCAGGCACCAGCUGGUGCUCCACGUGGCCAAAUCUCAGAUGGACAAAGUGCGGGUGUUUCACGCCACACGGGGCAAGUCGCCCUCCAGGUACAAAAUGGUCUUGGGGCCCCAGCAACCCUCACAUGUCCUGGAGCUCCCGGGCGGCCAGCACAGCACGGACUUCUAUGUGGAGGGCCUGGUCUUCCCGGACGCCGACUUCCCGGGGCUCGUCCUCCUCACCCUCUCCCUGCUGGACUCGUCCAACCUGGAGGUCCCCCACACCCUGGUUUUCCAAGACAGUGUGGCCUUCCGCGUGGCCCCCUGGAUCAUGACCCCCAACACCCAGCCCCCGCAGGAGGUGUACGUGUGCAGGGUUUUGGAAAAUGAAGACUUUCUGAAGUCAGUGAUUGCUCUGGCCAAGAAAGCCAAGUGCAAGCUGACGGUCUGCCCGGAGGAGGAGAACAUGGAUGACCAGUGGAUGCAGGAUGAAAUGGAGAUCGGCUACAUCCAAGCGCCGCACAAGACGCUGCCCGUGGUUUUCGACUCUCCGAGGAACAGGGGCCUGAAGGAGUUCCCGGUCAAACGCGUGAUGGGUCCAGAUUUUGGCUACGUGACCCGAGGGCCCCAGACAGGAGGCAUCACCGGACUUGACUCCUUUGGGAACCUGGAAGUGAGCCCCCCAGUCACAGUUGGGGACAAGAAAUACCCACUGGGCAGGAUUCUCAUCGGGAAUAGCAGUUACCCCAGCAAGGACAGCCGGGAGAUGCACCAGGCCCUGCAGGACUUCCUCGGCGCCCAGCAGGUGCAGGCCCCCGUGAAGCUCUACUCCGACUGGCUGUACGUGGGUCACGUGGAUGAGUUCCUCAGCUUCGUCCCGGCCCCCGACAGGAAGGGCUUCCGGCUGCUCCUGGCCAGCCCCGGGUCCUGUUACAGACUGUUCGAGGAGCUGCAGGCCGAGGGCCACGGGGAGGCCGUGCUGUUCGAAGGCGUCGUGAGUAAAAAACAACAGAAAAUCAAGGACAUCCUGUCAAACAAGAAGUUGAGAGAGCAUAAUUCCUACGUGGAGAGCUGCAUCGACUGGAACCGCGAGGUGCUGAAGCGGGAGCUGGGCCUGGAUGACCGCGACAUCAUCGACGUCCCCCAGCUCUUCAAGCUCAUGGGGAGUUCAGCCCUCAAAGCCGAAGCCUUUUUCCCAAACAUGGUGAACAUGCUGGUGCUGGGCACGCACCUGGGCAUCCCCAAGCCCUUCGGGCCCAUCAUCAACGGCCGCUGCUGCCUGGAGGAGCAGGUGCGCUCCCUGCUGGAGCCCCUGGGCCUCCACCGCCCCCUCUUCUCCUUCAAGUGGUGGAACAUGGUGCCCUGA
Tupaia belangeri chinensis (Chinese tree shrew) is the source of this 1985-nucleotide messenger RNA. RefSeq names its product protein-arginine deiminase type-4. The record is from RefSeq and is a predicted model, not a curated record. The transcript has 16 exons. Gene Ontology annotation, biological process: chromatin remodeling. Gene Ontology annotation, molecular function: histone arginine deiminase activity; calcium ion binding. Gene Ontology annotation, cellular component: cytoplasm; nucleus. The coding region runs from base 57 to 1985 and encodes 642 amino acids. NCBI's taxonomy places the organism in Eukaryota, Metazoa, Chordata, Mammalia, Scandentia, Tupaiidae.